Molecule: messenger RNA, 2382 nt
Organism: Sinocyclocheilus grahami
Lineage: Eukaryota; Metazoa; Chordata; Actinopteri; Cypriniformes; Cyprinidae
Product: secreted phosphoprotein 24-like
Exons: 6
Coding region: 918-1322 (134 amino acids)
Biological process (GO): bone remodeling
Cellular component (GO): extracellular region
Source: RefSeq, a predicted model, not a curated record
ACAUUUGUUAAAUUUUGCUGUUUCAUAAUUCUUGUACUGUUAAAUAUUUGAUGAAUAGCCUAUGAUAUGCCAUUUAAUAUCAAACUCCAUUGUAACAACCCAGCAUAGUGUGGCAACACCUCCGUUAUUAGGACAUGGUGUCACAACUGUCAACAUGUUCAAUGAACUUUGAACAUAAGUAUCAUUAUUCCUGAACAAUAACUGUAAAAGUUCAAAUAUGUUUUAACAGACUAUACAACAAUUAACCAACUCUAAGAAAUACUCACAGGAGUAAGAAGUGAAAAUUAGCUGUAACAAUUCACGAUUUAUGAAACUGAUCUACAACAACAGGAACUUGUCAAGUCUGAACACCACUCUGCAUCUGUUAGUAAUAUGAGCUCUCAGAAAUGACUAAUUGUUAAGAAAGCAGAUUUCAUCUUGGCUUAUGACAAAAUUAGAUGUCUGUUCACUGAGCUUUUUCAUCAGAGUCACAGAUUUUAUUAAUCUCAUUAAAACUUAAAUUUCUCACUCCCCAUCAUGUUCUUGUUUAUAAUUGCUUGCCACAUAGUCCUCUAGACAUUCCUCUGUUCAGCUCCCCUUUGACCUACAAGUGGGAGGGCAACUUCAUAUUUUGUGCACAAGUUACUUUGCAAUCAUUUAUAAUUUCACAUUUUCGGAUGCAGGAGAAAAUCAGAAAGAAAAAGUUUAGAAAGAAAUUAAACAAUUUUUACGUACGCGCGCACACAUUACACAGUCAUUUUUUAAAUCAGAUUAUCAGAACAACAAAAAAACAAGCAUUGGGUCUGUAUGACAAAGUUCCUCUUUACCUAGAUGUGUACGAACAGGAGAGAGAUGCCAAAUUAAACAAUGCCUUGGAGAAUUAUAAGAGCCAGAACAGUUAAAAACGAGACUGUGGUAGUAAGAGCAUCCAGUCUGGCAUGAAAAUGAGGUGCUGUGUUUUUCUGUUUCUGCUCCUGCAGGUUUUGGGAGUUUUAGGCUUUCCUCUGUUUGAUGAUGCUCUGCAGAUAGCACUCAAUCGGAUCAAUGCACGCAUUGCCACCAAUCACCUCUACAGAGUGUCCAAGGAGUCUGUAAAGAGGAUUGUUCCUCUGGGAAUGGGCACGUUUGAUCUGCAUCUGAGGUUUGGCAUUAGGGAGACGGAGUGUCAGAAGAGCUCUGGGGUCGAUCCUCAGGGCUGCAUGUACCGCAAAGGUUUUUUUGUGUCGGAGGCAGGUUGCUAUAUCAGAGCCAUAGUGAACCAGGAUAUCACUCGCAUCAUCUCUCUCUCAGAUGCACAAAGGCCGACAGCUCGAGCUCUGAGUCCAAUGAGGAGGGGGGGUUAGGAUUAUACUAUGAUUUAAAUCAUUUUGGGACUGGAGACCGCACACAUUCAACUUCAGCACCAAGCAUUAAUGUGGUUCCACCAAUACAUGCAGGUCAUCAUGACAACACUGAAACCAACCAUGUUCGUGGAGACCACUUCAACAAUCACCUGCCAUAUCACUGACCUGCUGGAUUAAAUCACAUGAAGAUUCUUCAUACAAACAUUAAGGUGCUACAAACAUAAAGCUAAAUGAAAAGACUACUGUACUAAGGAUUUUGCCAAUGGCUACCAAUAACUACAUCCUCCACUGAAACAUGAAACAGGAUUAUUAACAAUCUUUCUACAAAUAAAAACCUGCUGGCAUUAACCUCCACGAGAAACCCAAUAAAAACAGAAACAUGUAUAAUUACAUUUUAAAUUACACAUUUUGCAGAGAGAUAUGCAGAGCAUGAUGUUCAUAGACCUUCGAUGGAUCAUGACCUGAUACUUUAAUAAUUUAAUAUCAACUUCAGUUAGUCACUUCUCAACAGCCUGAAAAGUUUCAUGAUAUUGUAAAUACAUUCAAUAAACAAAUUCUUCAAAAUCAAAUGUGGACAUGAGAUAAUAUGCAUACUUUGUACUAAUGGAAAGUAGCUCUUAUAGAGCCAUUAUAGGUGCUCACUGUAAGAUUCUAAAGUUGUAUGUCAUGUCUAAAUGGGAAAAAUAUGCCAGAAUCCUUUAACAAGUAAAACCUACAGGGAAAUGUAACUUCCUAAUGGCCUCUUUUUGUAAGAUGAUAAUAUUUUUAUCUGUUAUUUGAUACGCAUGGUCUAGAAUCUUAAGGCGUGGCUGUAUUCACGAGCCAAUGAUACAAGUUGUAAUACAGGAUAUACGAUAAAUCUAUGUGAAUAAUGAUUGUGUCAUUCAGUCACAUGACUUAAAAGCCUAUCUCUCCAUAGGUGAACAAUUUGUAAAAGUAAGCAUGAAUGUUCACCAGAGGAAGUAAGGACCAACAAGGAACAGCAAGGCAGUCAUUUGUUUUACCUAAACAAAGAUACUGCAGCAAAUGAGAAUAUCUACAAUUUAAACAGGUCUAAUAA